UGUGGCCAAUCCCAGCAUCCGCUGUCAAGCGGAUUACCUCAAACCUAGAGUCGCCUAAAGCCCGUUCCGUUGCUGAGAUGGGAACAAUUUAACGUUCUAUCUAGUAACCGACAGCACCAGCACCAUCUUGGGUUCGCAGCCUUGAGGAUCCUCCAGCAUGUCGGGAGGCAAACGCACAAAACGCUGAAGCAGACCGCAGCAUCAGCAGCAGCACCACACCUUCCUUCCGCGAUACUCCGAGCCUGGCGCACCGGAUUAGACGCCGCGGAUCCGACCUCCAGGAUCCAUAAUGCCCGUUAAUCGAGCUUGACACCACCGACAUGCUGCCGGGCUCUAUUCAGAUCACGGGAGAGGCGCUGUCCGGCGCGGAGAUCAAAGACAUAUGCGACAGUCUGAAGGAGAACAGCGUGCGGCUGCUGUCGGUGCGCGGCUGCCAGCUGUCUGACCGGGACUUCGGCCGCGUGUGUCGCGGCGUGGCGGAGUCGCACUCUCUCGCGCAGCUCAACCUCAACCUCGGCGUGGUGUCCACCAUCGGCCGGACCAAGCAGCUGGCAGAUGCUCUGAAGGCCAACAGAUCCGUCCAGACCCUCUUUCUCCACGGAAGGGAUCACAUCGCUGGGAUGCUGACUGUCGCUGUUGCAUCCAGUCGAACUCUUGAAGUUCUGGACUUAGAGGGAACCGGCCUCACCAAUCAGUCAGCACAGGUCUUCCUAGACAUGGUGGAGAACUACCCCACCAGCCUGCGUGUGCUGGUUCUAGCUGAGAACGACAUCAGCCCUGAGCUGCAGCAGCAGAUCUCAGAUCUCCUCUCUGAAGGCGAGGAGGAGGAGGAUAAAGACGGAGAGGCGCGUGGACGCUUUGUGACCCCCAGGGAGAAACCAGCCUGGGUUCCCCACAGCAUAACUGGUUCUAAGAGGCUGGGGCAAAAGGGAAGUACAGAAAUUGACAUUACUCAUGCAUUAUUUGGGAGAGAUCGUUUCUACUUACGAAAUAGAAAUAUGAAUUUCUUAUAAGGGCCAAGUUGUGAGUUCUCUGUCCUGUAUAUCCUAAAGUCAUUAGACUUAGAGGUUAUUAUUAGCAAGGUUAAAUCUGAAAGGAAUAGUUUGGCAGAAAAUGAUCAUUCUAUCAUCACUCACUCACUCCAAACCUAUUUGACUUUAUUUUCUGCGCAAAAGAUGAGUUUUUGGAAGCAAAUCCUGGUCAUUCCUUUCCAUAUAAUGAAAGUGAAUGGGGACUUGGAGGUAACAAAAAAAAAUCACCUUAAAAGUAUCAAAGAAGUACUCUAUUUCACUAAAACCAAUGCUGUCAAUAGUGUCGAUGCCCCAUUUUUACAGAAAGACUGUUAUACUCGAUGAUUUUCAGAAAAAUAGCCUACAUUUUUUUUUAUAUGUUAAUGAUUUUUGGU
Sinocyclocheilus grahami is the source of this 1405-nucleotide messenger RNA. Its product is annotated as leucine-rich repeat-containing protein 73. The record is from RefSeq and is a predicted model, not a curated record. Lineage: Eukaryota; Metazoa; Chordata; Actinopteri; Cypriniformes; Cyprinidae. The coding region runs from base 321 to 1013 and encodes 230 amino acids. The transcript is spliced from 5 exons.